Camelus dromedarius (Arabian camel) is the source of this 2044-nucleotide messenger RNA. It is a transcript of the gene ARHGEF9, whose product is annotated as Cdc42 guanine nucleotide exchange factor 9. Gene Ontology annotation, molecular function: protein binding; guanyl-nucleotide exchange factor activity. The transcript has 10 exons. The record is from RefSeq and is a predicted model, not a curated record. NCBI's taxonomy places the organism in Eukaryota, Metazoa, Chordata, Mammalia, Artiodactyla, Camelidae. Bases 425 to 1996 code for a protein of 523 amino acids.
CUGGGGAGCCCACAAUAAACAGCGUCUAACUCCAGUGCAGCCGGAGGCAGGCAGAGGUGGCAGCUGCCUUCUGCUUGGGGGGAGGUUAUUCACCCACAUCCUUUCCCUGCACCCCACCCCCCAGAUCUCAAGCCUUGGCAGGGGACAAAGGCAGUCGGUCGGGACCCCCCUCCCACGUCUUCCCAGGCCAAGAACCGCGGGAGCUCGGGGCAGAAAAGCAGAGCCUGCCAGCAGGGAUGGAACAACCUGACUGAAGGCGAGGUCCGGGACGGAGGGGAUUGAGCUAUAGGGCUGCGGAGGAGGGGAGGCGGAGGGGGCGCUGGGGCUUUCGCUUGCUCCAGCCCUGCCAACCCAGCCAUCCGGAGACAACCGGCACCAGCCACCCGGGCCUUGGAGAAGCCUGACUCCGGACUCCAUUAGCACCAUGCAGUGGAUAAGGGGUGGAUCGGGAAUGCUGAUCACUGGAGAUUCCAUCGUUAGUGCUGAGGCAGUAUGGGAUCACGUCACCAUGGCCAACCGGGAGUUGGCAUUUAAGGCUGGCGACGUCAUCAAAGUCUUGGAUGCUUCCAACAAGGAUUGGUGGUGGGGCCAGAUCGACGAUGAGGAGGGAUGGUUUCCUGCCAGCUUUGUGAGGCUCUGGGUAAACCAGGAGGAUGGGGUGGAGGAAGGGCCCAGUGACGUUCAGAAUGGGCACCUGGACCCCAACUCAGACUGCCUCUGUCUGGGCCGGCCACUCCAGAACCGGGAUCAGAUGCGGGCCAAUGUCAUCAAUGAGAUCAUGAGCACUGAGCGUCAUUACAUCAAGCACCUCAAGGACAUUUGUGAGGGAUACCUGAAGCAAUGCCGAAAGAGAAGGGACAUGUUCAGCGAUGAGCAACUGAAGGUGAUCUUUGGGAACAUUGAAGAUAUCUACAGGUUUCAGAUGGGCUUCGUAAGAGACCUGGAGAAACAGUACAACAAUGAUGACCCCCACCUCAGCGAGAUAGGACCCUGCUUCCUGGAGCACCAAGAUGGAUUCUGGAUAUACUCUGAGUACUGUAACAACCACCUGGACGCCUGUAUGGAGCUCUCCAAACUGAUGAAGGAUAGCCGCUACCAGCACUUCUUUGAGGCCUGUCGCCUCUUGCAGCAGAUGAUUGACAUUGCUAUUGAUGGUUUCCUUUUGACUCCAGUGCAGAAGAUCUGCAAGUAUCCCUUACAAUUGGCUGAGCUCCUUAAGUAUACCGCCCAGGACCAUAGUGACUACAGGUAUGUGGCAGCUGCUCUGGCUGUCAUGAGAAAUGUGACUCAGCAGAUCAAUGAACGCAAGCGGCGUUUGGAGAAUAUUGACAAGAUUGCCCAGUGGCAGGCCUCCGUCCUAGAGUGGGAGGGUGAGGACAUCCUAGACAGGAGCUCGGAGCUGAUCUACACUGGGGAGAUGGCCUGGAUCUACCAGCCCUACGGCCGCAACCAGCAGCGGGUCUUCUUCCUGUUUGACCACCAGAUGGUCCUCUGCAAGAAGGACCUGAUCCGGAGAGACAUCUUGUACUACAAAGGCCGCAUUGACAUGGAUAAAUAUGAGGUAGUCGACAUUGAAGAUGGCAGAGAUGAUGACUUUAAUGUCAGCAUGAAGAAUGCCUUCAAGCUUCACAACAAAGAAACUGAGGAGAUACAUCUAUUCUUUGCCAAGAAGUUGGAAGAGAAAAUACGCUGGCUCAGGGCUUUCAGAGAAGAGAGGAAAAUGGUACAGGAAGAUGAAAAAAUUGGCUUUGAAAUUUCUGAAAACCAGAAGAGGCAGGCUGCAAUGACUGUGAGAAAAGUCCCUAAACAAAAAGGUGUCAACUCUGCUCGCUCAGUUCCUCCUUCCUAUCCACCACCACAGGACCCAUUAAACCAGGGCCAGUACCUGGUUCCCGAUGGCAUCGCUCAAUCACAGGUCUUUGAGUUCACUGAACCCAAGCGCAGCCAGUCACCAUUCUGGCAAAACUUCAGCAGGUUAACCCCCUUCAAAAAAUAAUACCUACAGGGAGGCAGAUAAUUUUAAAAUAAAGUAAAUAAAAUUAUA